UGGGGGCACUAGGGGAGCCGCCGCCUGGGCCGUCCGCCCUCUGUGUAGGCCGCCUCCCUUCCCGGCCCGGGGAGGAAACGUGAGGCGGGGGGGAUGUGAACGGCUGUGGGAGUCGGAGUCUUCGGGAGCCGGAGCCCGACGGGCCCCCGCCCAGGCCCCCCAGCCCAGCCCGCCUGCGCGCUCGCCCGCGCGUCCUCCCGCCCAGCCAGCCCGGGCCCGCGGGAUUGUUAGAUGGAACACGGCUCCAUCAUCACCCAGGCGCGGAGGGAAGACGCCCUGGUGCUCACCAAACAAGGCCUAGUCUCCAAGUCCUCUCCUAAGAAACCACGGGGCCGGAACAUCUUCAAGGCCCUGUUCUGCUGUUUCCACACCCAGCAUGUUGGCCAGUCAAGCCCUUCCACUGAGCUCACAUACAAGGAGGAGACAAACACCAUUGCUAAGUCGGAUCUGUUGCAAUGUCUCCAGUACCAGUUUUAUCAGAUCCCUGGGACCUGCCUGCUCCCAGAGGUGACAGAGCAAGAUCAAGGAAGGAUCUGCGUGGUCAUCGACCUGGAUGAAACCCUUGUGCAUAGUUCCUUUAAGCCAAUCAACAACGCUGACUUCAUAGUGCCUGUAGAGAUUGAGGGGACCACUCACCAGGUGUAUGUGCUCAAGAGGCCUUAUGUUGACGAGUUCCUGAGACGCAUGGGGGAGCUCUUUGAAUGUGUUCUCUUCACUGCCAGCCUGGCCAAGGCUUCUUUUGUUCUUCCAGUAUGCCGACCCCGUGACAGACCUCCUAGACCAGUGUGGGGUGUUCCGGGCCCGCCUGUUCCGGGAGUCUUGUGUGUUCCACCAGGGCUGCUACGUCAAGGAUCUCAGCCGCCUGGGCAGGGACCUGAGGAAGACCCUCAUCCUGGACAACUCACCUGCGUCUUACAUCUUCCACCCGGAGAAUGCAGUGCCCGUGCAGUCCUGGUUUGAUGACAUGGCAGAUACAGAGUUGCUGAACCUCAUUCCAAUCUUUGAGGAGUUGAGUGGAGCAGAUGAUGUCUACACCAGCCUUGGGCAGCUGCGGGCCCCUUAGCCUUCUUGCUUCCAAGAAACGGCCAUCCCAGUAGGGGACUUUGCUACACUGUGCCUUUCUGAUCAGCCUGGCUGACCUAGCCGAGCAGGAGCUGGAGCGCUUGCCCGAGAGGGUCUGGACGUCAUUGGAAAAUGAUGACAGGAUCUUUAGGGCAGCUUAGAUGCAGAGCAGGCAAAUUGGAGCUGUCCAGAGCUGUCUGCACCCAGUGUGUGGUUCCGGGAGAGAGAGAAUGUGUGCAUGUGUGAGUGUGCCCAUAUGGUGAACUAUGGCCCUGGGUGUCCAGUGUCCAGUAGGAAGAGAGGCUGAAAGAUCAAGACUCAACCCAAGUCCUCUGUCUCCUUUCCUACUGACCUGUGAGUUGUCAAGCUUUACAGUGAUGACAGCUGUUGUAGGCUCCCUUGCCAAACCAUGGCCUUUCCUCAGUUUCACAAGGCCUGUGUCAAGGAGAAAGAAGCCAGAGGCUGCCUUGAUGCCCCAGACACACACCCUUCUGAAAACGUAAAAUAUUAGCCAGCAACUGCAGACAUCCCAGGGACGAUGAGAACGUGUUUGCAGAACCAGUGCUCAAAAUCACCAGAUCCUGUGCAAACCCCCCCCCCCCCAAUCUGGCUCCAGCAGAGUGCCUGCCACCAUGGGCCCUGCUGUGUCUGCCCGGGCUCCAGCACCAAGCCAGCCUUCGCACUCCCUACCCAUAGUCUUUAACUCCCAUGGGGAAGGAGGUCUUCUCCCUCCCCUGGAAAAGGACACAGAACUGACUUCUGUUCUUUCUACUCUUUUUAAAAUUCUCUUUAUAAACAUGGAGUUGGGCCUGGUUUGUGUCCAGCUGAGCUGCAGUCCGGGGCCUGAGACGCGUACGGGAGGUGCUAGGGUACAGGGAAGCUAAUGUGCCAGCGGACUGCGCCUCCCUGACUAGAUCUGGGAGUGCUGGUGCAAGGACAUUAGCCCCAAAGGACAGAGAGGGCUGCCAGGCUGCCCCAGCCCUCCUGCUGCCCAGGCAGGGCUCUUUCGUAUUGUGUCUUCCUUUUGGUCCUGGUUGUCUUGUCUGAUCUAACUUUAUCCCUUUCUGGCUGUUUCUCUUCCUCUCCAGGGCCUUGGGAGAACUACUUUCCCAGGACUGAGGGGUUGCAGGUCUUGUUGUCAUUGCUUUGCCAAAUGGGUAAAUGCCUCCUGCCUCCGGUGGUAACUAGACUGAGUGAGGUCCUCACCGCCCUGCACUCGGGGUCUCUCAAGUUCUCAGUCUUACAGGCUUUAACAAAGAGUGGCAGGAUUUCCCCUGGUGGAGACAAAGGGAAAUGCUGCUGCUCUCACUUGGAGCACAAGGGGCCCCUGAGGCACCACCUCAGCAAUACUGCCUUAAUUGAGUCCCGCCCCCAGGGUUGGGUCAGGUCCCCUCCCCCCUUGGUGUUCCUAGCCCUAGCUCUCUGCUUUUCCUGGAGGCAGGUGCCAGCACCUGUGAAUUGUUUCAGGUGCAGUCUCCGCCCACUCAGGAGCCUUGCAAUAUUGUUUCCUUUCCGUGUACUAGAUCCUGCCUCGGGAACUAGCAGGUCUCAACAAAGCCUGGUGGUGGGGCUUGGUGUCCUGUCAGAUAAGUGUCUGGCAUCCUUCUAGCGUUGUGCAGUCUUCCUCCUUAGUCCAAGGCUGUGGAGCCUUGUCUUUCAUGUAUGGACAGAGCAGGACAGACUCCCGAGUUCAUGUCAUUUCCCACAGCAUUAUCUGCUGGUGCCUGUGGGGUCCUGCCAAGAGACGGGAGAGCACUCCAGGUGCUAGCCAGGAAUACGGGAGCUUGGUUGUGGCUUCAGAUCUUACUGCCACCCAAAUAUUGCAGGAGGGGGUCCUCUUGCAAGGCCUGCUCUGAGGACUAGUCCUGACUAAGCAAUAAGAGCCUCAGAGUUGAAUUCCAAGGCCCCUUUCUGCCUUGGUCUGCAUCUCCAUGUUUUAACCUCCUAGAGGAGGAGCCUGUGCUCCGUCCUUGCUGUCGGGCAUGUGCAAGGACUGGAUGUGAUCCACAACCAAAACCCAGAGUGGCUUCAUGGAGGAGUCCUGCUGCUUCUGCAGGAAGCCCGGCUUUCUGGGCCCUUCUGCCACCAGAAUCCCUUCCCCCACCUGUAGUCUGCUACAGAGAUGCCAACCCCUCUUUCCAAACCUAGAGGACCUGUCCUGCUUGCUACUAGCUCAUGUCUUAGAGGCAAGUGGUGGUGGUUUGGGGGUGCCACUCGGAGAACUCAGGCAGGCAGAGAGCAGGCAUGGCUGGGCAGGAACUAGCUCAUCUGUGGCCGGCUUGCCACUAGCCUUCCCUUUGCAGACUAGUCUGCAGGAACCUGAAUUAGACCACCUGCCCUGGUGUCCGCACCCACUCGAGCCACGCCAGCAAUGUACCCAGCUGUCAGGGUCAGCUCUUUAAGGUGCCUCUUCAGGGACACAGUGUGUCUCUCUGGUUGGGCUUCUAAAUCAAAAGCCUGAUGUUCGUGUCCCUCUUAUAGGGGGAGCUUUGGACACAGGACCAGUUUGAUAAAGGGCCAGGUAAGGGUUUCCACUCUGCACAUUGUAGAGGGGACACUGUAGGCCCAUGGGUCCCUAAUUAAAGAGGUUGAGUGAAUUUGCCUUCAUUUAACCAGGGAUCUGUUUCAUUCCCUCCUGCCUCCCAAAGAUUUCUGUGUAAUUGUAUAGCCCCUUCUGUUAACAGUGGCUCAGAAAGCUUCGUACUAAAAGCAUGGGGCUGUCAGGGCAACCGUUCCUUGGGAAAUGGAUCCUGAGUGAUUCCCUGCCCUGCCCUGUUCCAGAGGCCUCUUAACAGUGCCAGUGCAGCCCGAUCGUGGAUGUUCUGCAUCCAGCGUGUCAACCUGACUAACUGUAUGAGAACGGUUAGCCUGUUUUCUCCUUUAGGCUACUUAGCCACAGUUACUUUUCAGUUCCUUUUUUUUUUUUUAAUGCCUUACCUUUGUCUUUUUGUUUCAGACAGGGUUUCAUGAGUCCAGGCAGGUGUUAGAACUUACUGUUUAGCCAAGGAUGAUCUUGAACUUGUGAUCUCUGCCUCCACCUCCUGAGUGCUGGCUCAUGUGGUGCUGGUGACAUCCAGGACUGCAUUCGUGUCAGACAAGCACUACCAACUGAGCUACACCUCCAGCUCCCCUUUCCUUUUUAGAAAACAUCGGUAGUAAAGACGUCAGGGAGAAGAGGUGACAAGUCUGGCCAGCUGUUCUGCCUACCCCGCUAGUACAGAGUCAGCUCCUGAGACAGCCUCUCUCAGGCUGGUGAUGUUCUUUGCCUGUAAUUACCCCCAGAAUUGCCUAUUUCCUCUUUCAAAAGAUGCCAUUUGGAGGGGAGGGGUCUGCUUCCCACUGUGACUGGGUUAUGGGAUCCUUGACCACCUUGCUUAUGAUUUGAUACAUUUAUUGUAUUCAAAAACUUGAAAUGUAGGAUGCCAUUAAGAGUCUGUUUAUAUUUUUGGAAUAUUUGUAUUACUUACAAUUAGUUAAUAAAGGCUGGUUUUAAAACCUU
Mesocricetus auratus (golden hamster) is the source of this 4561-nucleotide messenger RNA. RefSeq names its product CTD small phosphatase 2 (gene Ctdsp2). The coding region runs from base 232 to 960 and encodes 242 amino acids. NCBI's taxonomy places the organism in Eukaryota, Metazoa, Chordata, Mammalia, Rodentia, Cricetidae. Gene Ontology annotation, molecular function: RNA polymerase II CTD heptapeptide repeat phosphatase activity. The record is from RefSeq and is a predicted model, not a curated record. The transcript is spliced from 8 exons.